UACUAUCCUCUUAAUUUGCCUCGCUCCAAAACCACAAUAAAGAAACCUCUCUCCACAGCAUUAUUUUAUUUCAUUUGUUUUCGAGGUGAACAGAGGAUAAGGGCCCCACCAACCCCCACCCCCAUCCUUGUUCAUCUUCUCUCUCUAGAAAAUCCUUCCUUCCUUGUCUCUUUCUCUUUCUAAAAGUUUAAUUCAGAAAAAAUAAAAAAUCCGAUAAUCUGUAGCCCUUCAUCUGUGGCUCCUCCCAUCGCCGCCUUACGCUCAUUAUCAUUUUCCUCCCCGUCCAAACCCUAAUUCCCUCUUUCUAUAUAUUACCAAUAUACAUACACAAUACGCACAUACGCGUGUUUGUGUGUGCAAUUUGGUACUGGAUCUUUACAUUCAGACAUCGUAAGAUAUCGUAGGAACAAUUUUGAUUCUGAGAUUUUUUUUGUUGUAUGUUGAGAUUUCGACGGAUAUAUUGUGAGGGUGUCAAAAAGUUUCAAAGUUUUGGUGUUCUGUAACACGGAAACAGAGGAUUUUGUUGGUUUUUGCGGAGCUUGCUCUGAUUCUGGUUUUCUGCGAUGUCCCUUCUACCCAAGAGCGAUUCAAUCCAUAUUAGGGAGGUUUGGGCCGACAACUUGGAGGAGGAAUUUGAGUUGAUACGAGAAAUCGUUGAUGAGUAUCCGUACAUUGCUAUGGACACAGAGUUUCCUGGAGUUGUGCUCCGACCAGUUGGCAAUUUCAAGAACUCCAGUGAUUACCAUUACCAGACGUUGAAAGACAAUGUUGAUUUGUUGAAGCUGAUCCAGUUAGGGCUAACAUUUUCAGACGAGAAAGGGAAUUUGCCCACUUGUGGAACGGACAAGUACUGUAUUUGGCAGUUCAAUUUCUGUGAGUUUGAUCCAAACGAGGAUGUGUUUGCAAAUGAUUCAAUUGAAUUGUUGCGCCAGAGUGGCAUCGACUUUGGUAGGAAUAGCGAGAAGGGCAUGGAUGCCAGACGUUUUGGGGAGCUCCUGAUGUCGUCUGGGAUUGUGUUGAAUGAUAAUGUGUACUGGGUGACUUUCCACAGCGGAUAUGAUUUUGGGUACUUGCUUAAGCUCUUGACUUGCCAGAACUUGCCCGAGACACAGGCGGGAUUCUUCAGUUUGAUCAAUAUAUAUUUUCCAGUUCUAUACGACAUCAAGCAUUUGAUGAAGUUCUCCAACAGCCUCCAUGGCGGGUUGAACAAGCUAGCCGAGUUGUUGGAAGUGGAGAGAGUCGGGGUGUGUCAUCAAGCGGGUUCGGAUAGCUUGCUCACAUCUUGCACCUUCAGGAAGCUGAAGGAGACCUUCUUUAGCGGCUCGCUAGAGAGGUACUCUGGUGUGUUGUAUGGCUUAGGUGCUGAGAAUGGACUCAAUACAUAUAGCAGCUGAUAGGAGGAAAGACAUAUAUUUCUGGUGGAAAAAAAAUAAAAAAAGCUGAAAAUUUGUAAUUGUAAGUGUUGAUUAAAUGCAGAAGUUGCGCUCAGCUUGUUAAUGAUGCCACACUUUUGUACACUUUUAAAGUACUGUAGUUUAUGAAAUGAAAAUUUAAAAAUUUAAUA
Molecule: messenger RNA, 1564 nt
Organism: Salvia miltiorrhiza (redroot sage)
Lineage: Eukaryota; Viridiplantae; Streptophyta; Magnoliopsida; Lamiales; Lamiaceae
Product: probable CCR4-associated factor 1 homolog 6
Exons: 2
Coding region: 564-1394 (276 amino acids)
Cellular component (GO): P-body; CCR4-NOT core complex; CCR4-NOT complex
Molecular function (GO): poly(A)-specific ribonuclease activity; nucleic acid binding
Source: RefSeq, a predicted model, not a curated record